Molecule: messenger RNA, 894 nt
Organism: Geodia barretti
Lineage: Eukaryota; Metazoa; Porifera; Demospongiae; Tetractinellida; Geodiidae
Source: the annotation of a GenBank genome assembly
AUGGAACUAUUACGCAGUCUAAUCUUUGUACCCGGUAACCGGGCCAACAUGCUGGAAAGGGCGUUGGACUUUGACGCUGACAUCAUCAUGGUGGACCUUGAGGACUCGGUGCCGGCGGCGGAAAAGGUCAACGCUCGCGAAGUUGCCCGCGAAUGGGUACCAAAGCUGCAAGAAGCCGGUCAGCGGGUUAUGGUCCGGCUAAAUGCGCUGGACACCGGAUUAACCAGGGACGAAUUGGCUGCGGUCAUUUCUCCGCACCUUUAUGGUGUAAGUGUCGGCAAGACCGAAUCGGCUUGGGACUUGCAGGAAAUUGAACGAAUAAUAGCGCCACUGGAGGCAAGGGCAGGGCUAGCCCCCGGCCAAGUCAAGAUCAUCCCGUGGAUUGAGAGCGCCAAGGCUAUGGUAAACGUCCAUGCCAUGGCAUCGGCAUCACCCCGCAUAAUUGCCAUUGCUUUUGGAGCCGAAGACUUUACCAACGAUAUGGGCAUCCAGCGCACCGACGACGGAGACGAGGUAUACCACGCGCGGGCUACGGUGGCAAUUGCCGCCCGCGCCGUUGGCGUCGCCUCCCUGGAUAGCCCAUACGUCGCAUUUCGAAACCCUGAAGGGCUGCGCAAGGAUGCAGGAGUCGCCCGUCAAUUAGGCUACACUGGCAAGUUUGCCAUCCAUCCUGCCCAGGUCGAGACCAUCAACGAACUGUUCAGUCCGCUGACCGACGACGUGGCCUAUGCCCGCCGUGUUAUGGAUGCCUGGUACGAGGCCGAGGCCAACGGGCGAGGUUCCCUUGCCCUGGACGGCAAGAUGGUGGAUGUCCCGGUGGUCAAGCGGGCCCAGAACUUGCUAGCCCUGGUGGAUGAGAUAGAACAUCAACUGGCCAGCCGUGAGCGGAGGUAG